GGAAUGGAUAUAGCCGGCGCUGUGUCCCCGACGGCCAAGGAGGAUCCUUACCAGUUGGACCUCAGCCAAUUCCAAACUGAUUUCAACAUCAACACCGUGAGUAUGUUCGUGGCCAUCAAGGAGGCGCUGGCCUCAUUCGCAGCGCUCCCUGAGACGGCCGCACGUACGUUCAUUUAUACUGGCAACGCCAUGAACUUCGCGUCCUUUCCUGGAAUUAUGACCUUGGGGGCUGGAAAGAGUGCCUCAGCGCACCUUAUUUCUGCUGCCGCAGCGGCCUAUGCGCCUAGAGGAUUCAAAUCCUAUUAUGCCGAUGAGCGACAGGCCGAUGGAAAGCUUGCUGGAAGGGGUAUCAGUGGUGAAGCGCAUGCUAGGCUCUACAAGACCCUUUCCGAAGAGAAGACUCAGGGGCCCUGGUUACAAACCUUUGUGAAUGGGAAGGGCUACGUAUACUUCGCACCGGAUACCCAGGUUACUUUAUAAGGGCGUUGAUCAAACUUCAAGGCUACCAAAUCUUCAAUUCUCUCGACGUGAAUAUCUCUCAGCGGGUACAUGUACGCCCAGGAGAAAUUAAAUGAAGAUAA
Molecule: messenger RNA, 581 nt
Organism: Aspergillus alliaceus
Lineage: Eukaryota; Fungi; Ascomycota; Eurotiomycetes; Eurotiales; Aspergillaceae
Exons: 2
Coding region: 4-480 (158 amino acids)
Source: RefSeq, a predicted model, not a curated record